Aspergillus ibericus CBS 121593 is the source of this 1104-nucleotide messenger RNA. RefSeq names its product cornichon family protein. Bases 214 to 630 code for a protein of 138 amino acids. The transcript has 4 exons. Gene Ontology annotation, biological process: endoplasmic reticulum to Golgi vesicle-mediated transport. Gene Ontology annotation, cellular component: COPII-coated ER to Golgi transport vesicle; endoplasmic reticulum membrane. Lineage: Eukaryota; Fungi; Ascomycota; Eurotiomycetes; Eurotiales; Aspergillaceae. The record is from RefSeq and is a predicted model, not a curated record.
GCCAGCUCCAAUCGCGGCUUUCCCCCAUCGGUUCGAGUCCACAAUCGCUCCAACUUCCUUCGCCUUCACUGCUCACCUGUGCUCCUUCUCCUCUGCUACCCUGAGUUCUAUCCCUGUCCUGAGCCCGGCCGUCUCUCCGCUCUCCUCUACGCUCCCGCUUGUUCGAUCGCACCUCUCGGGUCUUUUGAUCCUCUCUUUUUCUUCCUGCCCACAAUGUCUGGCGAAGCCUGGCUCUAUCUGCUGGCGGUGUUGAUCAACGCCGUCAACCUGUUCCUGCAGGUCUUCUUUACGAUCAUGUACAGUGAUUUGGAAUGUGACUACAUCAACCCCAUCGACCUCUGCAACCGCCUUAACGCCUACAUUGUUCCCGAGGCCGCCGUUCAUGCAUUCCUGACCUUCCUGUUCAUCAUCAAUGGCUACUGGGUUGCCAUCGUCCUUAACCUGCCUCUGUUGGCGUUCAAUGCCAAGAAGAUCUAUGAGAACCAGCACCUCCUGGAUGCGACCGAGAUUUUCCGCAAGCUGAACGUGCACAAGAAGGAAUCUUUCAUCAAGCUGGGCUUCCACCUCCUGAUGUUCUUCUUCUACCUCUACAGCAUGAUCGUCGCCUUGAUCCGCGACGAGUCUCACUGACUUCGCGGCAAGGCGGAGCACGCAAUGCGCAACGGCCGCUCGGGCUGAAGUGUCGCGUGGUGCGUUUGUCUUGACUUCUCCUUGGAGUGGGAAGAUGGGACUGAGCAUGGUUUUGCGAGUAUCUGCCUCGCUGCUGCAUCCCGGCACACUCGCGUCACAAGUCCCGGCUACUCCGCGCUGUAGCCGGCGUGCGGGCGCAUGCAACAGACGAGACCUUGUAUAUGACGUGACUAUGAAAGCAUAUCAUUGAUGACAGCGAACGCGUGUGGGGUCUCCAGAUCUUGAUGUUUUGGUUGGGCGAUAGAUGAGGUAAUCGUAAUCGCCUGGGGGCAGCGGAAGGCUGCUUGAGUUGUUUGUUUGUUUCGUGUUACUUACGUCCUUUGGGUUCUAAUGUUGCCAAAUUCCUGUUGAUGUCUUCAAUAAUGUUGUUGUAUAUACCUCAGCGGUGUGACAUGAAGAGCGUACGAUACUUGG